Messenger RNA from Abrus precatorius (Indian licorice), 459 nucleotides. RefSeq lists its product as uncharacterized. The transcript has a single exon. NCBI's taxonomy places the organism in Eukaryota, Viridiplantae, Streptophyta, Magnoliopsida, Fabales, Fabaceae. Bases 1 to 459 code for a protein of 152 amino acids. The record is from RefSeq and is a predicted model, not a curated record.
AUGACUCAGCAGCAGAAAGUCCUCGUGCGAUCACCGCCGGUCAACGGCCGCCGAGAGAGGCGACGCGUUGGCGAGGUGGCGGGAAACGCGACGGCAGACUGCGCGGCCGUGUGCUGCUGCGUGCCGUGCACGGUGAUGGACGUGGUGGUGCUGGCAGCGUACAAGGUGCCCAAAGGGCUGUUUAAGAAAGCGAUGCACUCGAGAAAGCGACGGUUAUUGCAAGCGAAGAAGAGUAAGAACGAGGCCUUGUUGGAUCACAACAGGCCCAAAUCCAGUUGCGUGGAUGUUAAUGGGUCCACUUUGGAGAAACCGUUUGAGAAGGAGAUUUCGGAGGAGAAGUUGGAGGCCUCUCAGUUAGAAGACGAGAUGUGGGCCCAGUUCAACUCAACGGGCUUCUGGAGAAGCAAUUCUCAGCGCCACAAACAGCAACCGGAAGGGGAAUGUGAUCGUAUGGGAUAA